This is a messenger RNA of Merops nubicus (carmine bee-eater), 1174 nucleotides long. Its product is annotated as thrombospondin type-1 domain-containing protein 1-like. Lineage: Eukaryota; Metazoa; Chordata; Aves; Coraciiformes; Meropidae. The transcript is spliced from 3 exons. The record is from RefSeq and is a predicted model, not a curated record. Gene Ontology annotation, cellular component: cell periphery. The annotation marks the transcript as partial.
AGGUGUUCUUGGAAAAAAGUGCCUGUACUUCAGAGCUGAAUAAGGACAUGAGGAGUAAAAGGACCUGGGAUCUCACUGGCCAGAAUGAAACAGAUGUUGAAAGAUUUUUCAAAUCUAUUGUUAGUAGUGCUCUGUGACUAUGUUCUCGGCGAAGUGGAAUAUCUCCUGUUGGAGCGCCCAGGUCAUGUAGCCCUCAGCAAUGAGACAGUACUUGUGGAAUACCAGUACUACAGUGGUGGUAACGUGACAGCAGAGCACCUCUCCAUUCUCUUGCUGGAUGCCAACACCAAUGAGAUAAUUGCAAGAAAACAACUUCCAGCAAAUCAGUCCCAGGGGAGGAUGGAGUUUGAGUGUUUCCAUUUCAAGAGGGCCGGGGACUUCUUCUUCAGAAUGGCCUCUCUGAGUGAUGAUGGCACUGCUGCCCCGUGGAGCAGAAGCAACGUGUCCACCCUCCACGUGGAAUGGCCUGUAUUUCACAUUGAUUUGAACAAGAGUGCAGAGGUGCUCGGGAGCUCCCUUCAGGUUGGGCUUUUUACAAACGAGCACUUGUGUGCCAUGAAUGAGACAGUGGUUGCACUGGAUGUGAUUUUCACCAGCACCCUUUAUGAAUUUGGGAGAGUAAGCUCUGAUGAUACUCUGGGCAUUAGAACUAGCAAAGGAAUCCUGCUCUCUAGGGCCCAGUGGGUAGAGUUUGAUUGCCCACCUAUUGGUCAAGAAACAUAUAUCACUGCAUUACUGAAAUCAUUAGAAACACAUUCCAUCAUUGCCUCCACAGGACCCAUAGAUCUCCUCCACAAAUUUGGAUACAGACUGGUUGUGGCCCCAGAAGCAACGUGCAAAACUUUGGUUCAGGUCUCCAUAUUCUCUCCCCCAUGCACUUCUGUCAGCGGAAAAGUUGUCGUCUACAAAGAGGCUCCCAAGCAUCCUAGUCAAAGAGCAACCUGGCUGUAUGAAAACACCCUUCACCCAGGAGACAACAGGACAGAGUUUAACUGCACUUUGUUUGACGUGGGGAAGAACAAGUACUGCUUCGACCUCUUUAAUUUCUCAAAGCGAAGCCAUUUCCCAGCAAGAGUUAAGGAGUGUGUGAUGAUCCAGAGGAAUAUGGAAACGUGGAGCCCGUGGCAGCCCUGGAGCCCCUGCAGCGUCACCUGUGGGGACGGCGUCCGGGAGC